AUGAUUAAAAAGGCUAGCACUUUUUAUGUAGGAAGACAUCGUCCUUCAAAUGAGGGUUUGAUAUCUCCGAAAGGAGAAUCUAUAAAAUUUGUACCAUAAAGCCCUAAUUAAAGAGAAGAUAAAAAAACAAAUAGAAUGAACAAAACAUCACUUCUCGAAAUGAAAAAGUUUUUUAAAUUGAUUAUACUAUAUAGAUCAAGAAAAAUAGCAUUAGAAUAAUCAAUGAAACGAUUAAAUAAUAAAAGACGAUUGAUUAAGGCAUUUAGAAAAGUAUAUUUGAUAAGCAUGUUUAUUUCAAUUGCCAAAUAAAUGGACUCAAAAAAAUUAAAAGGAAACCAUAAGAAAAAAAUCUAUGAAUCACUUCUUUACCCAGUAAAGAUUGAAAAUGUAUUUUAGCUAAGAAUGAUAGGCUUAAAAAAAUAUGGGAUAUAUUUAUGUUAAUUGUUUUGA
Paramecium sonneborni is the source of this 450-nucleotide messenger RNA. Lineage: Eukaryota; Ciliophora; Oligohymenophorea; Peniculida; Parameciidae. The record is from the annotation of a GenBank genome assembly.